AGCAGUAGUAGUAGUAGUAGUAGUUGUAGCAGCGGCCGUCUUGGAGAGUGAGUCGCUGUGUCAGUGUAGAGAGUGACUUUACUCGAUCGAGUGCGAUGGAAGAAGAAGCGAAAGGAUUUCGGGAGGAGAGCAGCAGCCGACGAGACGAACGGCCAACCGGGCAGCAAUAAACAAACACACACGGACACGCAUCUAUCUAGUCUCAGCCUUACGAAUAUUUACACACACACACACACACACACACUUACACAUACACACAUACACACACACACACACAUACCCACAUACACAAUAUACCUCAUAAACACUCACACAAAUACGACUGCGUCUCUAUAACAAACACCACAAGGCAUUACUCACACCGCCAUAUAUUCGCACCUAAUACAUUUAAUAUGCAUAUAUAAACACACACACAUACGCACAUACACCACCCAUACACACACACACACGUCUAUAAACACACACACAUACGCAAACACAACAUAAACAACAGAUUGAUGAUGUCGUCGACGGAGUUGGACUUUGACGACAAACCGCCGACAGAACACGCCCCACCGCCGCCACCAACGUCUCUAAACAACAACAACCACGCGUCAACCACCACCACCACCACAACUAUCACCAGCGGCGGACACACGAAGCCGACCCCGGCGGCACGGCAUGUCCGCGACGACUCGGAGGAGCAGGACAAAGUGCCGCCGUUUUCCAUCAACGGGGACGGCAUCGAUGACGGCGAUGACGUUGGAGCUUACACGAACGGCGACGUGUGCGGCGCGUCGGAGGCGGCGCCGGCGGGCAUGGUGAACAGUGCCGGAUCAGGCGCUAUAAUGAUCAACUCGACCGGGAUGAAUUCGGAAUUAUGCCGUGAAAUGGGUCAGCUGGAUGUGGACGGCGAGGGCGAAGAGCCGGCCGAAAGUUUUUCGCUGGUCACCGCCAUCGAUUUCGGUACCACGUUCUCAGGUUACGCUUAUUCGUUGAGUUCCGAGAUCGAUGCCAUUUUUACGAACAAGAACUGGGGUCAAACCCAGGGCUUUAUGCUGCACAAGACACCGACCUGCCUUUUGUUGCGACCCUCGGGCGAGUUCGAAGCGUUCGGCUUCGAUGCCGUCUCCAAAUAUAACGAUCUGAGCGAAGAAGAAGUCGACGAUUAUUAUUAUUUUGACAGAUUUAAAAUGAAGCUCUACGCCAACAAGGUAAAUAUAUAA
Messenger RNA from Octopus sinensis (East Asian common octopus), 1205 nucleotides. RefSeq names its product heat shock 70 kDa protein 12A-like. The transcript has 2 exons. The coding region runs from base 498 to 1205 and encodes 235 amino acids. The record is from RefSeq and is a predicted model, not a curated record. Lineage: Eukaryota; Metazoa; Mollusca; Cephalopoda; Octopoda; Octopodidae.